AUGGCAGAGGCACCCCAUCCCCCAGGCGGCCUAACACCCACCCAGCUCGCCGCCUUCAACCGCGACGGCUACCUCAUCAUCCCCGACGCCCUCACCCCAACCACCGUACAAUCCCUCCUCGACGAGACCCAAUCCCUCCUCGCGGGCCUCGACCUCACCUCUCACCCCAUGACGACCUUCUCCACGGGCGGCGAGGACGGAGAAGGCGACCACGUGGGCGACGACUACUUCCUCACCUCGGGCGACAAGAUCCGCUUCUUCUUUGAGGAGGACGCUUUCGACCGGGCCACCGGCAAGUUGACCAAGCCCAAGGAGCGCGCCAUCAACAAGAUCGGCCACUACCUGCACGCCCUGUCGCCGCCCUUUGCGCGUCUGCUCCAGGUGGACGACGACACUGCAGCGGCGGGACCCUCGUCUCAUCAUCACCAAAACCACCACCCUGCCGCCAUCGCCCGCUCCCUCGGCUUCACUGACCCCCGCUGCCUCCAGAGCAUGAUCAUCUGCAAGCAGCCCGAGAUAGGCGGCGCUGUACCUCCCCACCAGGACAGCACGUUCUUAUACACGGAGCCCCCGAGUGCCGUCGGCUUCUGGUACGCCCUCGAGGAUGCCACCCUCGAGAAUGGUUGCCUGAGCUUUGCGCCUGGCUCGCACAAGUGGGCACCUGUUUCCAAGCGUCUUGUGCGCAAGGCCGGCAAUGUAGGCACCGAGAUGGUGACCAACGAGGGCUCCCAAUUCCCGUCUGGCAACGAGUACGGCAAGGACAACACCAGGCGCGGCGAGGAGGAGUACGUGCCCGGCGAGGUCAAGGCCGGGUCGCUUGUCCUCAUCCACGGCAACCUGCUCCACAAGAGCGAGAAGAACCUGAGCCAGAAGGGGCGUAUCAUCUAUACCUUUCACGUUAUCGAGGGCGGCCAAGGGAGGGCGUAUGACGAGAGGAACUGGCUACAGCCGCCGGCGGAGGGAUUCACGAGGUUGUACUCAUCAUGAUAGGCAAACAAGGCAGGUGGACAU
Molecule: messenger RNA, 1011 nt
Organism: Cryphonectria parasitica EP155
Lineage: Eukaryota; Fungi; Ascomycota; Sordariomycetes; Diaporthales; Cryphonectriaceae
Product: phytanoyl-CoA dioxygenase
Exons: 2
Coding region: 1-987 (328 amino acids)
Source: RefSeq, a predicted model, not a curated record